AUGUGCAAAUCUAAUUGGUUACAAUUAACAGCAAAUCACAAGACAGCCGAUAAAAUGGUUCAACGAAAAAAAUCAAUAAUAUCUCAAAACAAAUUCAUUAAACAAUUCAAAACGUUUCAAGCAACAUCGACAUACGAGCUAACAGACUUGUGUUUGCGUCUGUGCUCUAGCGAAAUCAACAUGAAGCGCACAUUUUCAAAUGAUGAAUUUGAUGCCAAUGGCGACGGCAUCAGUACCUUAAACUCUCAAAUACCCGAUAUCGCAAAAAAAAGUCGUUCAGAACCUGCAUUGCCUUCCCGUGUUGUUCAUGUAAGAAAUAUUGAAGCAAGCGAUCUUGAAGUUGUUCAACUUGGUCUUCCGUUCGGUCGAGUAACAAAUUUUUUGAAUCUACGUAAAAAAGCACAGGCUUUUCUUGAAUUCGAUCUAACGGAUUCUGCUAAGCAAAUGGUUGAUUAUUUUUCCUCGGCACCAGCUAUGCUUAAUGGUCGACAAAUCUUCGCACAAUUCUCCAAUCAUGGAGAGCUUCGCACUGAUCCAACAAAUCGAACUAAUCAACAAGCACAUGUAGCAUUGGCACAAGCAACUGAUCUCUAUGAAACAGCACAAAAAGGUGGACCAAAUUGUGUCUUGCGUAUUAGCAUCAUGAAUAUGUUAUAUCCUGUUACAAUCGAUGUUUUGUACCAAAUCUUUGGCAAAUUUGGUACUAUCUUAAAAAUCAUAACAUUUACUAAGAAUGAUAAAUUUCAAGCUUUGAUCCAAACGAAAGAUCCUAAUGGAGCUGCGCAAGCAAAAUUGCAAUUGCAUGGUCAAAACAUUUACAAUGGUUGUUGUACACUUCAAAUUGAAUAUUCGAAAUUACAUUCACUGACUGUCAAAUUUAACAAUGAUAAGAGUCGAGAUUAUACCAACCCGACUUUGCCAGCAGGUGAAGGUCAUGCAUUACAACAGCAACAUGAUUUAGAUCGUAUGCAUUCAAAUCCUAAUCUUCUUUCAUUACAAAGAUCAGGUUCCAAUGAGGACUAUCGUUACGAUUACUACGGAGCUGCCGCUGGUCGUGGCAGGCCACCGUCAACACCUGGCACACCCAGUUAUGACAUGCAAGGUGGUGCUAGUCACUUGAUGAGUCCAUUACAACCUCCAUCAAAUGCCUAUGGUUCAGUGCCAGGUGUUCCACCUCCUCCCUCACCAUACGGUCAUCCAUAUGGAUCUGCGCAUCAUCAAAUUUCACCUAUGCAUGGAUUACCACAUGGCCAUGCGUCUGCAGCCAGUGCGCACAUGCAUGCUCUUCACCAACAAGCGCAACAACAAAAUCCACACAUGAUGUCAGUUCAAAACGGUCCAGUUAUAUUAGUAUCGAAUUUGAAUGAAAACAUGACGACUCCAGAGUCUUUAUUCACACUAUUCGGUGUCUAUGGUGAUGUGCAUCGGGUAAAGAUCUUAUUUAAUAAGAAAGAUUCCGCAUUGAUUCAGUUUGCCACACCACAGCAAGCACUUGUUGCCCAUCAGAAUCUUGAUCAUAUAAAUAUGUUCGGUAAACAAAUUAAAGUUUCCUUUUCCAAACAUCAAUUCGUCCAAAUGCCCAAAGAUGGCUCUUCGGACAUGGGUUUAACGAAAGAUUUCACGAAUUCUCCAUUACAUCGGUUCAAAAAGCCAGGCUCGAAAAACUACAAUAAUAUUCAUCCGCCUGGAAAUGUUCUUCAUCUAUCCAAUAUACCAAGUGAAACCACCGAAGACGAGAUUCGAAACAUAUUCUCUCAAUAUGGCACUAUCAAACGAUUCAAAUUCUUUGAAAAGGAUCACAAAAUGGCAUUGAUCGAAAUGGAUACCAUCGAAGAAACGAUCGCGGCGUUGAUUAAUACCCAUAACUAUCGUCUAGCAGAUUCCAUGCAUCUUCGUGUUUCGUUUUCCAAGAGCAAACUGUAA
Molecule: messenger RNA, 1923 nt
Organism: Adineta ricciae
Lineage: Eukaryota; Metazoa; Rotifera; Eurotatoria; Adinetida; Adinetidae
Source: the annotation of a GenBank genome assembly